UCAUUCAGAAAUCACAAUAUUUUGCAACAGUCGAGAAUUCACAACAAAAACAAAUGUAUAUAGCUAUCUUUAAUUUUAUUUAAUUUAUCAUCAGACAAAAAUGUCGGAACCUCAAGUGAAACGAUAUAGGAGAGAAGAGGAAUCGUCAGAAUCUGAAGAAGAUAUAGAUAAUUACGAGCCAUACGUGCCUGUGAAAGAUAGGAAGAAGCAGAAAUUGUUGAAGUUGGGUCGCCUUGGCCAGUUGGCUGCUGAGGCUGUAGCUGAAACCAAGAGCUCCAGCGAGAAUGACCCAGAAGACGAGGGAUCACAGGAAGAAUGGGGCAGACGUUACAAUGUGUCAUUGCUGGAUCAACACAGUGAACUGAAGAGGUUGGCGGAGGCGAGGGCCCUCUCUGCAGCGGAGAGACAGGCUAAGGAGGAAGAACAUAUACUUGAUAGUGUAGCACAGAGCAAGGCUUUGAUGGGAGUCGCUGAAUUGGCUAAAGGUAUUCAAUACUCGGAACCUAUAAAGACGUCGUGGAAACCUCCUGGCUGUAUCAGCUCCUUACCUCCAGAGCGUCACGAGAGGGUGAGGAGGGAGCUGAGGAUACAGGUGGAAGGUGAAAACGUCCCUCCACCUAUAAGGACUUUCAGACAUAUGAAAUUUCCCAAAGGUAUUCUCCAAGGUCUGGAGGCGAAGGGCAUAAAGAAGCCAACGCCCAUCCAAGUUCAAGGUAUCCCAGCGGUUCUGAGCGGUCGUGACAUGAUCGGUAUAGCCUUCACCGGCUCCGGGAAGACGCUGGUCUUCACGCUGCCCAUCAUCAUGAUGUGUCUGGAACAGGAGAUAGAGAUGCCGUUCAUCAGAAACGAAGGUCCCUACGGCCUCAUAAUAUGCCCGUCCAGGGAACUCGCCAAGCAGACCCAUGAUAUCAUAAUGCAUUUCGUUAAACAUCUCAAAAUGGCGGGACAUCCGGAGAUAAGGAGCUGUCUGGCGAUCGGUGGUGUGUCCGUCUCCGAGUGCAUGGAGGUGGUGCAGCGAGGAGUUCACAUCAUGGUGGCUACACCUGGAAGAUUAAUGGACAUGCUGGAUAAGAAGAUGGUCCGACUGAACGUGUGCCGCUACCUGUGUAUGGACGAAGCUGAUCGGAUGAUAGACAUGGGCUUUGAAGAGGACGUGCGGACCAUCUUCUCCUACUUCGCCGGGCAGCGACAGACUUUACUGUUCAGCGCCACCAUGCCCAAGAAGAUACAGAACUUCGCCAGGUCAGCGUUGGUCCAACCGGUGACGUUGAACGUGGGUCGCGCCGGGGCCGCGGCGCUCGCGGUCCGCCAGGAGCUGGAGCCCGUGAAGGCCGAGGCGAGGACGGUCCACCUGCUGCAGUGUCUCCAGAAAACGCCUCCUCCCGUCCUAGUGUUCGCUGAACGGAAACAACACGUGGACGCUAUACAUGAGUACCUGCUGCUCAAGGGGGUGGAGGCCGUGGCGAUACACGGCGGCAAGGACCAGGAGGAGAGGUCCCGGGCCGUGGAGGCCUUCAGGAGGGGCGAGAAGGACGUGCUCGUGGCUACCGAUGUUGCCAGUAAAGGUCUCGACUUCGAGAACAUCCAGCACGUGAUCAACUACGACAUGCCGGAGGAUAUCGAAAACUACGUCCACAGGAUAGGUCGUACUGGGCGGGCGGGGACCCAGGGCGUAGCGAGCACAUUACUAGGGCGGGCGGCGGAUUCUAGCGUUCUACGAGAUUUGGCCCAUUUACUGGUCGAAGCUGGGCAAAAAGUCCCGCAAUUUCUUCUAGAGAUGAUCGGUGAGGACGGGCCCCUGUCCGGGGGACCUGGCUGCGCGUACUGCGGGGGCCUGGGACAUAGGAUCACUGAGUGCCCCAAGCUAGAGGCGGUCCAGAACAAGCAGGCCUCCAACAUCGGCAGGAGGGACUACCUCGCCAACACAGCAGCAGACUAUUGAUGUACUGUUAUAUGGAAAUUAAAAAUUAACAUAUUUCUAAA
Messenger RNA from Danaus plexippus (monarch butterfly), 1983 nucleotides. RefSeq names its product ATP-dependent RNA helicase abstrakt (gene abs). The coding region runs from base 101 to 1942 and encodes 613 amino acids. The transcript has 9 exons. Gene Ontology annotation, biological process: mRNA splicing, via spliceosome. Gene Ontology annotation, molecular function: RNA binding; ATP binding; zinc ion binding. The record is from RefSeq and is a predicted model, not a curated record. NCBI's taxonomy places the organism in Eukaryota, Metazoa, Arthropoda, Insecta, Lepidoptera, Nymphalidae. Gene Ontology annotation, cellular component: spliceosomal complex.